AUGCUAAAUCGAUCGCGAACGUACCUUUCUGUUGCUUGUUGUGGAUUAAUUACAGUUGCAUGUAUCCUGGCUUUGAACAGCACUGUGCUUUCGCCGUCUCUUCUUACGAACAGGCCGACUCCGACACAUAAACAGCUAUACGAUGUGAUCUCACCGUCAACUUACAGAUACAUUCUAAACCAGCCAGAACUCUGUGAGAGGAAAAUCCCUCCUUUCCUGAUUCUUAUGAUCCCAGUGACUCUCGAAGACACCGAGGCGAGGACUGCUAUAAGAAGGACAUGGGGUCAAGAGAACUUGAUUCCACAUGUGAAUAUUUUGCGAUUAUUUGUUAUUGGUCAGCCCACACAAAGCAACCCAGCGCUUCAGGAACAUCUUGAGAGAGAGAGCAAGGAAUAUGGGGACAUCAUUCAAAUGGAUUUUGUCGACACCUAUCAAAAUCUCACAAUCAAGACAAUGAUGAUCAUGCACUGGAUAGCCACUUACUGCCAGUGUGCCUGGUACGCCAUGAAGAUUGAUGCAGAUAUUUUUCUCAACGUGCCUUACCUUGUGGACUACCUACAUGCUCAGGGUAAGUCCUCAAGGCAAGACUACAUCACAGGAUCAGUCAUCAAAAAUGGUCAUCCUCACAGGAACAGCCUCAACAAGUGGUAUCUCUCAGAGGAUCUUUACCCAGACACCUUAUAUCCCCCAUACUUGUCUGGAGCUGCAUAUGUCUUUUCUUCUGACUUGGCCAGAAAAAUAUCAUUGGCCUCUAGGUUUGUGCGGCCAAUUCCACUUGAAGAUGUCUAUGUGGGGUUGUGCCUGCACUUCCUAGGUGUAAGUCCAGUUUACUCAUCAAGAUUUUUGGGACUCGUGAAUCGUUUUGAGAUCCGUAAACUUAGGUAUGAAAGGUGCAGUUUUGCCAAACGCAUUAUAGUGAAUGGUUUUAAACCACAUGACCUUCUUUACAUUUGGCAUGACUUUCAGAACUCUCAUUUUACAUGUUAG
Myxocyprinus asiaticus (Chinese sucker) is the source of this 987-nucleotide messenger RNA. RefSeq names its product beta-1,3-galactosyltransferase 2-like. Gene Ontology annotation, cellular component: membrane. Gene Ontology annotation, molecular function: N-acetyl-beta-D-glucosaminide beta-(1,3)-galactosyltransferase activity. The record is from RefSeq and is a predicted model, not a curated record. The transcript has a single exon. NCBI's taxonomy places the organism in Eukaryota, Metazoa, Chordata, Actinopteri, Cypriniformes, Catostomidae. Bases 1 to 987 code for a protein of 328 amino acids.